Molecule: messenger RNA, 315 nt
Organism: Schistosoma curassoni
Lineage: Eukaryota; Metazoa; Platyhelminthes; Trematoda; Strigeidida; Schistosomatidae
Source: the annotation of a GenBank genome assembly
AUGUCAUGGCAAUCAUUUCUGACUUUUGGAGCAAUAUUGUGUGAAAUUGGGACUAUACAGUCUGCUAUUGUACUUUUUGUUUUUCUUACUCAUGUUGCGCGAUAUCAGAAAAUGAAAGCUGUAAGGCAUUUAAAAGCUUCUAGUUUUGCCUUAUCAUGUCAACGUCCAUUUAGGAAGAUAGUUAACCCGACCUAUUUAACUAAAAAUGGGAUACUAUACGAUUGGAAAGACAUUAUAUUUUUCAAUAAAUUUAUGCCUGGUGUUAUUACUGCUGUGGAGUGGUGUUCACUGGUACACAGAUUCAGAAUCCAAUAG